AUGAACGGCGCCGGCGCGGGGGCGGGCUCCACCGCCUCCGACUCGCAGUCCCCGGCGGCGGCCGUCAAGACGGAGCGCCUCAGCCCGCCGGGGCCCUCCACGCCGGGAGGCGGGGGUGUGGGCGGGGGCGGGCCACAGGGCGCCGCCUCCAGCAACAGCAGUACCGCCAGCUCCAACAGCACCAGCAACCAGCACCACCAGUCGGGCGCGCCGGACAACAACUCUACGUCGUCCCGCAGCGGCACUCCCGGCUCCUCGUACCCGGGCACGCCGCCAGAGCGCGCAGCGUCGCCCCACCCGCUCAAGACGGAGCACCUGGCCAGGAACUACUCCGACUUCAUGCGCUCGCUCGCCGCCAAGUACAACAACGCCAACCCCAACGACUACCUGAGCAGUGCGGCGGCGGCAGCGGCGGCGGCGGCCGCGGCGACGGGCGCGCGCAACGGCUACCUGGACCCGCGCUUCGCGCCCUUCAAGUCGGGCGCCGCCACGCCCUUCGUAGGGCUGAUGGCACCGCUGACGGCGCCCGCCAGCCCGCUGCCCGGCAUCAAGGGCGGCGUCGGGCUCGGCGGCGGGCCCGGCCCCCCGACGCCGGCGCCGACGCCCGCCCCCGCCACGGACCUCCUCGGCAUGUUCCCGCCCAUGAUCGACAUGAGCUCGACCCAGGCGCUGCUCUCCAUGGUGCGCUCCGCCAACGCCUCUCAGCUCGAGAACUACCUUAAGGGCGCGAGCAGCCGCCGGCCAGCAGAGUCCUCUCCGCUGGACCUGAGUCCAGGCGCCGUGGUGCCGCCUCCAGCCAAGAGGCGCGCCUAUCACGCCCCCUCCAGGAGCAUCGGGGAGAGCCUCUUCGCCUCCAAGGACACGCACAGGCUGCGCCGGCUGGGCAGCGUGUCGCCGAAGCCGCGGCCCCCGGCGCCGCCCCCCGCCGCCUCCGCCGCGCCCGCCGCCUCCGCCGCCACGUGCGCCCCCGACGCCGCCGCCACUGCCACCUGGAGCGUCGACGACGUGGCCGCGUUCGUCGGCUCCAUCGACCUGUGCGCCGAAUACGCGCAGAACUUCCGCGACCAGCGCAUCGACGGGUGCGCGCUGCCGCUGCUGACGGAGGAGCACAUGACGGGGGCGCUGGGCAUGCGCCUGGGCCCCGCACUCAAGCUGCGCGCCGCGCUCGCCAGGCGCCUCGGCCAGUGCGCCGCCUGCGCGCAUUGCCUCCACUGCCACGCACCGCAGCCCGCGCUGGCGCAGACGCAGGCGAGCGCGGCCGCCGCCUCCGCCGGCCACUCGCCCGCCUCCAGGCCGGCCAGCACCGGCGUCUAG
Messenger RNA from Schistocerca americana (American grasshopper), 1314 nucleotides. It is a transcript of the gene Samuel, whose product is annotated as mucin-1. The transcript has 8 exons. Gene Ontology annotation, molecular function: protein binding. The record is from RefSeq and is a predicted model, not a curated record. The coding region runs from base 1 to 1314 and encodes 437 amino acids. Gene Ontology annotation, cellular component: PRC1 complex. NCBI's taxonomy places the organism in Eukaryota, Metazoa, Arthropoda, Insecta, Orthoptera, Acrididae.